CAGCUGAAAUGUUGAAUUUAUUAUUAUUUUUUAUCCUUCUAUCCGCGGUUACCAAUAUUUCGACCGCACAAGAUGAUGGAACCUUAUGUGACAAACCACCAAAAAUCACUCCCAACGUUACCUGUUGUGAUAAUCCAGCCCUUUUUGAUGGAGUACAAAUAGACGAAUGCUACCCGCGGGACUCCAAAGACAGCAUUGAGGAGUUGAAUUGUAAAGGGAUACUCUGUCUGUUCGAAAAGUUCAAAUUUAAAAAAACAGAUGGCUCCCUUGACAAAACCGUCAUCGAGCAGUUUUUUGACAACACGCUGAAGGGAAAACCGGAAUGGCUUGACGUCGUGAAAAACAAAGCAAUCGGACAGUGUUUCGGCAUGGUAGAGGACAAUUACGCGAAAAUGGAAGAACUGCUAAAGACACUGAAAAUGCCAUCGCAGUGUGCGGCGAAACCGAUGAUCAUGUCGAUUUGCAUUUCGGCCAAAAUAACAGCGUUUUGUCCGGAUAAAUUCUCCUCCCAAGAUGAAACCUGUAAGAAGCAGAAAAUAUUCAACGAAAAAUGCAUCAAUACACCGGAAAAACUAGUUCAAGCAAUUUCUUAUUCAGAUUGA
Uranotaenia lowii is the source of this 602-nucleotide messenger RNA. RefSeq lists its product as uncharacterized. Bases 9 to 602 code for a protein of 197 amino acids. The record is from RefSeq and is a predicted model, not a curated record. The transcript has 5 exons. Lineage: Eukaryota; Metazoa; Arthropoda; Insecta; Diptera; Culicidae.